AUGUCCGACCAGCAGGAUGGUCCCCAUACAGGUGUCCCCUUCACAUACUUCUGCUCGCUUGUGCGUGAGAUAGCGUCAAUCGCGCCUACCACGCCUCGGACCCGACGCGCUCAGCGCUCGCGCGUUUCGUCCGGACAAGAGAGGACGGCCCUUAACGUGUUCAAGAAAUGGGUGGAGAAUCUUCGUCUCCGAUUCUCUCCUCUCCUUCAUGGCACUACCGCCAUAUGCUUCAAAUUUUUGUUUCCGGAAGAGGACUGGCGACGGAGGUACGAUAUUCAGGAAAAGACCAUGGCCAAGCUUCUACAGGAGUGUUAUGGCAUUAACGAGGCGCUAUUUGACUCGUUGAGCUUGGAGGAAUCUUCUGGGUGCCUUGGGGAAGAGCUCAAAGUGGUUCUGAACCAGAGAACGUCGGAGGAAGGACAGAACGCUAUCAGCCCUCUGACUAUAUCUGACGUGUCUGAACUGUUAGACCAACUAGCAGCAAGCUCGCCUUACUCCGAUGACUCGAUACGACACAAAAAAUUCCCACAAGAGUAUAAACGAGGCGAUCUUAUGCGCAAACUGUUUCGAACGCUCUCGCCCCAUGACGCAUCGGUUCUCACCCAAAUUAUUCUCAAAGAUCUGAAGCCUUUGUUAUACCCCCUGAAUGAAUUCCACUAUACCACGGCUCUGACGACUUUUGAUUCAGCCUCUGUCAAGAUGCUCACUCUGCAACAGGCCAUGAAGGCGUGGGAUGACUCGAACCAUUUACUGCGCUUUUAUGGGUUUUGUUGCUGUAUUGACAAAGCUGGAGCGUUCGCAGAAAACCCGACCAAGUCGUUGAAAGAUGUUCGCCCGUCCAUUGGAUCCAUGAUAGCUGUGCCAAAAUCACAAAAAGGCACAAGUUAUCAACAAAGCCUGGAUUACUUUUAUAAAUCAAAGUUAGUAUGGGGUGAGACGAAAUAUGAUGGCGAACGAGUACAGGGCCAUGUACAGAUAGGCGAGAACAACAGAUUGGAAAUCACCCUCUUCAGUAAGAGCAAACGGGAUUCGACAUCCGACAGAUGCGCUGUGCACAAUAUAAUAUUCAGUGCUCUUGGACUGGAUAAACCAGGACGCCCGAGACGGGGUGGAAAGCGUCAGGUGAAAAGGAACAUCAUUUUUGACGCUGAGAUGGUGGCUUUUAAAAACACCAAAAUUGAAGAUUUUUGGAGGAUCAAGUCACUGGUCGCAAAUACCUCGAAAGGAUCUAGGCGCAGAUGGCGCUCGCACAAGAAAUCAGACGCAUACACCAUCAUGAACUGCGAUGAAAGCGGUUUCAGCCUAGGUCUCGUCUUCUUCGACGUGAUGUAUCUAGACGACAAUUCCCUGUGUUGGAUGCCGUACUCGGAACGGCGUUCGAUUCUGGAGUCACUUAUCCAAGUAACUCCAGGAAAGGCUAUCCUCUCCAGUCGAUACCCUAUAGACAUGACUUCCCCUUCUCAUGCCGAGAAGGAGCUGGAGAGGAUCUUUCAGAAUCACAUUGACCAACAUGAAGAAGGACUCGUUCUCAAAGCUGAACAAUCGAGAUAUAACGACUGGAACAUACCUUGGGUCAAACUGAAGAAGGAUUAUAUGCCUGACGCAAAGGAUCACAUCAAAAUGGUUAUUUUUGCUGCAAGUUGGGAAAAGAGCCGUGGGCGUUCCCUAAGAGUUGCGCCAUCGACGUAUACAACAUUCUACAUAGGAGGUUUAGCCCCUGGGUCGAGUCUCAACAACCCCAAACCUUUCUUUCACAUAUAUUUCAGUGUAUCGUAUGGACUGACCCGCGAAGAUCUAGAGGAGCUUAACUUUUUGAUCAGAAACUCUGAUACCGUACCUUUUACUAAAUCGACUUUGGCCAAGGAUAACCUGCCCUAUCAACACUCGUCGUUUCCAGGCCUCAAUCCUGCACCAACAAUAUUAUUGCGUACACCACUGCUUGCAGAAAUGUUUGGUGCAGGGUUCACCAAAGAACACAACAGUGCUCACUACCAACCGCGAUUUCCGCGUAUUACCAAGGUUUAUCGGCCCAGCGAGCGCAGCUGGAGAGAAGGACUGACGCUCGAAGCUCUCCAUAAAAUCGCAUGCAAAUCCGUCGGGCGUGAGGAGGCAGAAUCCGGUGUGAAUUCUCAAGAUCUGGAGGUUGAGAGAGUGGUGAGCGAUAUGUGGGCGCAAGACAAGAAGAAGAAGCCCGUGCAUGCAGCAAGUUUGAGUGCAAAUUCGCCUGAGAUGGACAUUGUAAGUGCGCCGUGUGUGACACCAAGGCCCUCAAGUCCGAUUCGAAAGCGCAAGACAAGAGAAGGCAGAGCAACUGUGCCCAUACCCGAGGCUUAUGCUGAGUGGUUCGAUGACUCGGACAGUGACAGACAUCAAGACAUUUCCCCCGAGGGUAGUCGCAAGCGACCAAGAAGAGAAGACACAAGCUUUACGACCGAGUUUGAGAGCACGAUUGAAGAGCCAGAACCAGUUACUCCGGUCCUGCAACCAUUGACCGUCACCACGAACAUACCAGCACCGGGACUGAUUUCGCCUGUAAGCCUGGAGAAGCCGCGGAUGAGUUCCAAGAAACAAAAGAUGUGUGUUGAGCAGUCUCCGAGUCUUUGCAAGCAAACUAGCAAGAGUUUCAAGACAGUGAAGAAGAAAAAAGCACUGUACUGGUUUGCUCCAACGGAUACAAUGUGUGAGGUGUUCAAAUCAUGGAAGGAAGAAACGGACAAGGAAGAACGCAGACACACACUGAAUGCACUGCUGCACGACUGCGGUGGGAAGCAAGGAAUAAUUGUUAUUGACGAGUGUGACAGCAAGACCAAGCAAGUUAUCACACAGAAGCUGAAUGCAGAGAUUGUUAAUGACAUCAUCAAUCUCCUUAUGUUUUCCCUCCUGCGCUCAUCCUCCGUCUCCCUUGCCCGUCGUUUCUCGACCUCCACAGUCCGUCCAGACCGCGCAGUCGUCUACGCCAUCCCAGGCCCACCGACAGAGGUCCUGCGCGUGCUCACAUACCCAGAUCUCCCUCCGCCACCACCCAACACUCUCAAUAUCAAGUUCCUCCUCGCACCGAUCAACCCAGCAGACAUCAAUGUCGUCGAGGGUGUCUACCCUACCAAACCAUCCAAGCUAGACGCGCUCGUCUUCGAUGACGAGCGCGGCACACUCAAUGUCGGUGGGAACGAGGGGCUCGCAAAGGUCACCGCCCUGGGGCAAACAGACGCUUCACACGGACUCAAGGUCGGCGACUGGGUCAUCAUGACGCGCCAGCAGGCUGGGACGUGGGCCACCCACAGAAACGUCGAGUUCGAAGACGUCGCUAAAGUCCCUGGUGCUGAAGCGUUGACAGAAACCCAGGCGGCGACAUUGACCGUCAAUCCUCCGACAGCUUACAACAUGCUCAAUGACUUUGUCGACCUCAAACCAGGCGACUGGGUCAUUCAGAACGGUGCCAACAGCGCUGUCGGGCAAGCCGUAAUUCAGAUCGCGAAAUCGCGUGGGCUCAAAACGAUUAAUCUCAUCCGCGACAGACCCGACCUCGACCAACUCGUUUCCAAAUUGCAAUCCCUGGGUGCAGACCACGUUCUCACAUACGACCAGCUCGCGGACAAAUCCGUGAGAGAGAAAAUCAAGGCAUGGACGGGUGGGAAGCCUAUUCGCUUGGGCUUGAAUUGCGUCGGAGGGAAGGAUACGACAUCAAUGGCUCGUUUUCUCGGUAACGAUGCCCAUUUGGUGUCGUAUGGAGCCAUGGCAAGGCAACCUUUAUCCCUUCCCGUGUCUUUGUUCAUAUUCAAAAACCUGACAUGCCAUGGUUUCUGGCAAAGCCGGUGGUAUCUCCAACGGUCACUUGCCGAGCGUGAAGGCUUGAUGCAAAAGCUCGUAGACCUGAUGAAAGAGAAAAAGUUGGAUACGCCGGAACACGAGAUUGUGCAGAUAUCGGCGCGAGAUACCGACGAGGAGGCCACGGUCAAGAUUCGGAAGACAUUGGAGGCCAUGUCGGAAGGCCGUUAUGGAAAGAAAGUGUUGUUGAAGAUAGAAAGCGAGUGA
Molecule: messenger RNA, 4032 nt
Organism: Psilocybe cubensis
Lineage: Eukaryota; Fungi; Basidiomycota; Agaricomycetes; Agaricales; Agrocybaceae
Exons: 17
Coding region: 1-4032 (1343 amino acids)
Biological process (GO): fatty acid metabolic process; DNA repair; DNA recombination
Cellular component (GO): mitochondrion
Molecular function (GO): DNA ligase (ATP) activity; DNA binding; ATP binding
Source: RefSeq, a predicted model, not a curated record